Equus quagga is the source of this 1959-nucleotide messenger RNA. RefSeq names its product translation initiation factor IF-2-like. The record is from RefSeq and is a predicted model, not a curated record. NCBI's taxonomy places the organism in Eukaryota, Metazoa, Chordata, Mammalia, Perissodactyla, Equidae. The transcript has 3 exons. The coding region runs from base 111 to 836 and encodes 241 amino acids.
GCCCCGCCGCCCCGGCCGCGCGCACACGCCUUGCCCUCGCCCCCCUCGAAAUCAUAUUUACAGUUCUUUUUUUUCCCCCCUCUCCUGUGACAUUUUCUCCAAAUCGGAAAAUGAAGUGUAAGUCGAGCUUUGCCGCAGGCGGCCCUCGGUCUCCGCUUUCCGGCUCGGGGUCCCGGAGUGAGAUGCGCUGUCCCCGGCAGUGCGAACCCCGGGGGACGGAGUGGGGCCCCCAGCCCAGCGCCCCGGGCCCGGCCGCUCCGCCAGCGGAGACCGCGGAGUCCGGCUGUGCGCCGCGCGGGUGCGCUCCGGACGCGGCGGGUCGCAGGCCUCACCGCGGGUUCAAGUGCAUCCCCGCGGCUGGAGCCCGCGGCUCUGGGAGCGAGUUCUGCCCUGCUCAGCCCCCUCUGGGAGUUCUGUGCUCCCGCGGCUCCCGGGCCCCUCUCCCCGACCCCGCAGCGCGCUGGGCCGCCGGCUGGGGGCAGGCACCCGGCUCGCGCUCCUCCUGGCCCGGGCCGGGCCCCCGGCGCGGCGCUGCCCCCGGGCCGAGCAGGAGGCUCCGCCUGGAAAAGAAGUCAGACUUCCUCUCCACGCUGCUCCGACUGGAAUCUGGAAUCGGCAGGAAAUUGCUCCAACACCCGGGCCGCGCCUUUGCAGUCAGCCCUCGCUUUGCUGAAGAGAAGCAGCUCCCACCAAAGUCUUGCCUCCCCCUCCCCCCGAAAGCCCCGCGCAGCUACCCAUCUGGGACAGUGCUUCCAGUCUCCUGUGCAUCUAGCUGGGGUCAUGUGACGAGUUUUCACCACUGGAAAACGAGCAGAAGGAGCAUUUCUAAGAAGUGAAUGUGCCAUCUCCACUAUCUCUGAGGGCAGGAAAUGAUUCUGAAGACGUAGGGCAAGGCCAAGCCUCAAGUUAGAAACCUGAAUCCUUCAUCCCACAGCUUUCAAGCUCAACAUGCCCAUCCCUCCCCAGACCCAUUAAGUGGCAAAGAAGGGAAAUAUUUCUACUUUCUUCAUGGUCUUCGAAAGGAUGGACACACAGCCCUGAGGGAAAUCGCUGGCCAGAGGAAAGCAGUCCCCUAGAGAUAGCAAUCCAAAUAUCAUCAUAGAGCUGGGCCACCGCCAGCAUCUCCAUCAGCAACUUUGAAGAGUUGUCUGUCUUCCCAGCACAAUAAAACUGGAGACAUGAGCAUCCAGAGCUCCAGCCAGCACAAUUACAUGAAGCCAAAGCGCAUUAUCACUUCUAGGUUGCAGGAUUUAUGACCAGCUCUGAUGGAAAAUAAAGACAGAGAUACUCUACUUGUCUGAAUUCAUCACUCACAAAAGGCAGUAUGUUUUAAUCAUAGAGAAGUUGUCUAUAUUGUACUUUUUCUAACAAAAACCUUCACAAGCAGAGCAGAAACGGAUACCAGCAUCUUAAAGAAAAAAAGAAAAAUGCAAAAGAUUGCCAGUUUGCUUCUGUUCAGAAAAUAUGCCCUUGAUAUCCUUUAUUGUUGAAAAGCUCCUUUCAAAUGCAUUGAGGCAAGUGCUUCUGUUUUGGAGUUUCCCUGGGUUUGGGAAACUGCUUCUAACCUGAGUGGAACAGAGGGGUAGGUUUGUAGGUCUGUAUGGUGUAUCGGUGUCAGCUGAUCCAGGGACUAAGUAAUGAGGCUAAAAUCAUUCUACUUCUAGGAUGCCUGUGACUUCCAUUUGCCAUGAGAGUGUUAAUUCCUGUGGCAGUACGCCUGCCAUCAGCUCCCCCAGAGCCAUGCUCUUCACCAGCACAGCAUUCUCAGGCAUUACUACAGAUGCUCAUUAAUCAUCUCUACUCUAGGAGGUACGCCCUGUGAGCUCAGACUCUUGGUGUUCCUGGCUCAGUGCUAGGACAUGGUGAAUGCAGAAAAUAUUGAAGAGCUCUGAUUAGGUUGUGAUUUUAAGUAAUUAAAAUUCUUGGGCUGGCCCUGUGGCAUAGUGGUUAAGUUCAGCA